Messenger RNA from Saimiri boliviensis boliviensis (Bolivian squirrel monkey), 2202 nucleotides. Its product is annotated as disintegrin and metalloproteinase domain-containing protein 20-like. Lineage: Eukaryota; Metazoa; Chordata; Mammalia; Primates; Cebidae. Gene Ontology annotation, biological process: proteolysis; male gonad development. Gene Ontology annotation, cellular component: plasma membrane; external side of plasma membrane; sperm head plasma membrane. Gene Ontology annotation, molecular function: metalloendopeptidase activity. The record is from RefSeq and is a predicted model, not a curated record.
AUGAGGCCGGCAGAGGUGCGGGUCGCCCUCAGGGCCACCCUCGUGCUACUGGGGCUCUGGGCACCCCUGGCUCCGGUCCGCUGUUCUCAAGGCCGACCCUUGUGGCACUACGCGUCCUCCGAGGUGGUGAUCCCCAGGAGGGAGACGCACCGCGGCAAAGGCCUUCAGUUUCCCGGCUGGCUGUCCUACAGCCUGCGUUUUGGGGGUAAAAGACACGUCCUCCACAUGCGCAGAAAACGACUUCUCUGGCCCAGACAUGUGCUGGUGACCACGCAGGAUGACCAAGGCGCCUUGCAGAUGGAUUACCCCUACAUCCCUGCAGACUGCUACUACCUCGGCUACCUGGAGGAGGUGCCUCUGUCCAUGGUCACCGUCGACACGUGCUAUGGCGGCCUCAGCGGCAUCCUGAAGCUGGACGACCUUGCCUACGAAAUCAAACCCCUGCAGGAUUCCCCCAGGUUUGAACACGUUGUUUCUCAGAUAGUGGCCGAGCCCAACGCCACGGGGCCCACAUUUAGAGAUGGUGAAAAUGAACAGACAGACCCCUGGCUCUCUGAAGCAAAUGACAGCAUGAAUCCCAGGUUAUCUAAUGUCCUGUAUAGUUCUCAUCCAGGCAAUAUAAAAGGUCAUAUUCAAUGUUCCAAUUCAUACUAUAGAGUAUAUAACAAUAUUACAGCUUGUUCCAAAGAGGUGGUCCGGAUGUUCAGUCUCGUUGACAGCAUUGCUCAAAAUAUUGAUCUGCGGUACUGUAUUUAUCUGUUGACCAUAUAUAAUGAUCGGGACCCAGUCCCUGUGAAUGAUUAUAGAACAAACAGUGCAAUUAUUACUUAUUAUAGAACAAACUUUUUUACUCCUUUUCAAGUUCAUGUAUCCACACUACUUAUUCAAGAUGGACCACAUGAAUCUAACUAUGCAGUUCCAACGUAUAAAAUGUGUAAAUCUCACGGCCUGAUACACAUCGGUAUUCUAAGCAGACAUUAUUUGUUGAUAGCCGUGAUAAUUGAUAAUAUGCAGUCACUGAUGAGAAGUAUUGGUGUGGAAUAUGAUGGAUCAUACUGUACAUGUCAGAGGAGGACCUCCUGCAUUAUGCAGCGAUAACCAGGGAUGACAGAUGCGUUCAGUAACUGCACCUAUGGACAUGCACAAAGCUGUUUUUCCACUGUAUCCCACUGUAUCUUCAUUACACCGUCCCCUGUGCAUAAUAAAGUCUUGAAAACAGUUCGCUGUGGAAACCUGAUAGUGGAAGAGAACGAGCAAUGUGACUGUGGCUCCUUUAAACAGUGUUACGCCAGUCCGUGUUGUAUAAGUGGCUGUCGUUUCACACCGGGGAGCAUUUGUCAUAUAGGAGACUGCUGUACAAACUGCAGCUUCUCCCCGCCAGGGACUCUCUGCAGACUUAUCCAAAACAUAUGUGACCUUCCAGAGUACUGUCGUGGGACCACCUGGAUAUGCCCCCUGAACGUUUAUAUGCAGGACGGAAACCCGUGCACUGAAGAAGGCUACUGCUAUCACGGGAACUGCACUGACCGCAAUUUGCUCUGCAAGGCGAUCUUUGGUGUCAGUGCUGAGAAUGCUCCUGACGACUGCUAUAAUAUCAACCUCAAAAGUUACCGAUUUGGACAUUGUACUCGACUAUAUGAUUCUUACGCUUACCAGCCUUGUGUAAAAAUAGACAAGUUUUGUGGGAGACUGCAGUGCACCAACGUCACGCAUCUGCCCCGGCUGCAGGAACACGCUUCAUUCCAUCACUCCAUGAUAGGCCCGGCUCAGUGUUUUGGGCUGGAUGAACACCGUGGAUUGGGCACAACCGAUGUUGGACGUGUGAUCGACGGCACUCCCUGUGUUCGUGGAAACCUCUGUAAUCAAAGCCGGUGCAACACCACUAUCGCUUCCCUGGGCUACGACUGUCGCCCUGAGAAGUGCAGUCAAGGGGUCUGCAACAACAGAAGGAACUGCCAUUGCCAUGUCGGCUGGGAUCCUCCGCGGUGCCUGAGAAGUGGCACUGGGGGCAGUGUCGACAGCGGGCCCCCUCCGAAAAGAAUGUGUUCCAUCACACAAAGCGAACUUCCAGCGACAUACCUGAGGGUGGUCUUUGGUCGCAUUUACGCCUUCAUAAUUGCACUGCUGUUUGGGAUCGCCACAAAUGUGCGAACUAUCAGAACCACCACCGUUAAGGAAGUGACAGUUACUGGCCCCAGAUAA